This is a messenger RNA of Cajanus cajan (pigeon pea), 1275 nucleotides long. The record is from RefSeq and is a predicted model, not a curated record. Lineage: Eukaryota; Viridiplantae; Streptophyta; Magnoliopsida; Fabales; Fabaceae.
AUGAUCACCAGUAGGGGCAUUGAGGCCAACCCGGAGAAAUGCAAAGCCAUCAUCCAGAUGCAGAGCCCCCAGACUGUGAAAGACGUCCAGCGCCUGGCAGGAAGGUUGGUUUCUCUUUCACAUUUUAUCCCCAGGUUGGCAGAGAAAGUAGGGCCCAUCUUCACCCUGCUGCGAAAGCUGAAGAACUUCGAGUGGACAAACCAGUGCGAAAAGGCUUUCAAGAACUUCAAAGUCUUCCUCACGACUCUGCCAGUCCUCCAGAGGCCAGAUUACCACGUCGACCUCCUCCUCUACCUGGUCAUGGCAGAAGGCGCAAUCAGCGCAGUCAUAAUGAUUGAGAAGCUCGCACUAGCACUUGUCACCGCAGCUCGGAGGCUCCGACCUUAUUUUCAAAGCCACCAGGUGGUCGUCAAAAUUGAUUACCCAAUCAAGCAAAUCCUGAGAAAGCUGGAGCUCUCCGAACGGAUGAUAGCAUGGUCGGUAGAACUGUCCGAGUUCGGCAUCAGAUAUGAAAGUCGCGGCCCCCUAAAAGCUCAGUGCCUGGCAGAAUUUAUGGCCGAACUGACGCCAACAUCUCGGCCGACGAACAACAAGGCUAAGGUUGGCUCACAACCUCGGAGUGCAGAGAGUGAGUUGCAACAGCGACUCAAAGCUCAUGGUAGAGUAGCUCAGCGGGGCAUAUCAGACCAAGGAUGCCUUAUUGCAGAGCUUCCUACACAAGCUAAGGAGAACCGAAUCUCUUCAAGACUUCUCCUCCAUGAAGAACACUUCGUGGAGCUUCAAGAGUCAUUGAAGGUGACCUCAAGAACACUCACGGUCCUAAGCAUGGAAUUAUUGAAGAUCAUCAAUCCUCUUCAACCUAGUUCCAUCAAAAACGCAAGAGCCAACCUCCUAUCCAAGCUCGCCAGCACGAAGAGCCCCGGGCAAAAUCGGACUAUCAUACAGGAAACACUAAACUCGCCCAGUCUAGACGACAAGGUCGCCAACACCAGUGACAAUGCAGACCAAGGAUGGAUGGCAGAUAUUUGGAACUACCUGAAGCAAGGAAUUCUACCCGAAAAUAAUGGUGAAGCUCGGAAGAUCAGGGUAAGGUCAGCUAAGUUCAUCAUAGUCGGAGACGAACUGUUCAAACGCGGCAUCUCCACCCCGUUGCUUAAAUGCUUAACAGAGCCUCAAGCCACUUAUGUCAUCGAGGAGAUCCAUCGAGGGAUAUGCGGUAUGCACUCUGGAGCACGCUCGAUGGCGACCAGGGUACUCCGAGAUGGGUAUUACUAG